Papaver somniferum (opium poppy) is the source of this 1854-nucleotide messenger RNA. RefSeq names its product dual specificity protein kinase shkB-like. Gene Ontology annotation, biological process: protein phosphorylation; regulation of DNA-templated transcription. Lineage: Eukaryota; Viridiplantae; Streptophyta; Magnoliopsida; Ranunculales; Papaveraceae. Gene Ontology annotation, molecular function: protein kinase activity; ATP binding. The transcript has 12 exons. The record is from RefSeq and is a predicted model, not a curated record. The coding region runs from base 1 to 1842 and encodes 613 amino acids.
AUGGAUAUUCCAAUAACAGAAAACUCGCUGAGUAAAACUCAAGAACUUGAAGUAGAAGAAGAUUCCAACCCCAAUGAUGAACAACUGCCGAAACAUAUCCCAUCUGCAACCAAGAUCUCUUCUGUCUCAAAUCCAACAGAUCAGACAAGAUCAUUAAGCGAUAUUUCUAAGAGAAAGGGUUGUGGCAGGGGACACGGGACAAUAACAGAGAGUAGUAGCCAUGAUCCCGUGAUCACGAUUAAGCAAUAUCUGAAUAUCUUGCAGUCAAUGGGUCAGUCGCUUCAUAUUAUUGAUCUCAAUGGUCUCGUGAUUUACUGGAAUCAAGCAGCUGAACACCUAUAUGGUUACUCUGCAUCUGAAGUUCUUGGUAGGCAUAUUAAAGACAUCAUGCUUGAUGCAGCAAAUGAAAUAAAUCGCAGGAAUAAGUCAGGGGAAAACUGGACAGGAUUGUUCCCUGGCAGGAAUAAACAAGGACGACUGUUACAAUUUCUUUCCACCAAUACCCCAUUCUAUGAUGAUAGGGGUACUUUGGUAGGGUUUCUUUGUGUAUCAAGUGAUUCACAUCCUUUUCGAGAAAACAUAGUAGUACCAGUUUCUUUCAGUGAAAAUCCUUCAAAGAGUGAUUCGUAUCCCAGCUCUAGUUGGCUGCAUAGAACUGGUCUCAAAACAACUAGCCCUGACUGUGAUUCUCAGCACAAACCUCUGCAAGAUAUCGUAUCUUCCAUAACAUCAAAACCAGUAAGUUUUGAUCCUUUGAUGGCUACGGGAAAGCCAGCGAAAACAGGGAUUAACCUAAUAACUCCUAGGGUGAAAGGAAUAUUUUGGCAGCAGAAAAGCCAGCAAAAACAGGUGGUAGAAACUAACCUGCUUGGUGGAAAUGAAGCCUCUAAUUCCUUGUUCUAUACUUUUGACUCGGAAAGAACAAGUAGCUUGGGCAUAUGUGGUACUAGUAGUAGCCUCACAAGCUGUUCUCGCCAUAAAUUUUAUAUGGAAGCAGACUCUUCGAGUUAUGAUAUCCCGUGGGGCGACUUGACUUUCGGUAAACAAAUUGGGCGAGGUUCAUAUGCAACUGUGUAUAGUGGUCUAUGGCAUGGCUCGGAUGUUGCGAUAAAGUUAUUUUUCAACUUGGACUACUCAGAAGACCUGCUACGUUCCUUCAGAGAAGAGGUGUCACUGAUGAAAAGGCUCAGGCAUCCAAACGUGGUACUCUUUAUGGGGGAAGUAACUUCACCUGAGUACCUAUGUAUCGUAACUGAGUUCCUCCCACGUGGAAAUUUGUUUCAAUUGCUACGACAUCACACUCCUACAUUAGAUUGGAAACGGCGUGUGCAAAUGGCUUUGGACAUUGCACGAGGUAUGAAUUACCUUCACUAUCGCAACCCACCAAUCGUUCACCGUGAUUUGAAGUCAUCAAAUCUUUUGGUUGAUAAGAACUGGACUGUGAAGGUGGGUGAUUUUGGUCUCUCACGACUCAAACAUGCAACAUUUCUAACAACAAAGACUUGGAAAGGAACGCCACAGUGGAUGGCUCCAGAGGUAAUUCGUAAUGAGCCAGCGGAUGAGAAGUCUGAUGUAUAUAGCUUCGGAGUUAUACUAUGGGAGCUUGCGACGGCAAAAAUCCCAUGGGAUGGCCUGAACCAAAUGCAGGUGGUUGCUGCGGUAGGAUUUAUGGACAAACGCAACGAGAUACCUAAAGAUAUUGACCCUCACUGGGCAUCUCUAAUCGAGAGUUCCUGGAACAGUGACCCAAAAUGCCGGCCAACAUUUAAGGAACUACUUGAAAGGUUGAAAGAUCUGCAGAGACGUUAUCUCGUUUCAAAGCCCAAGAGAAUUCCUUGUUGAAUUAUCGUCGCC